AUGGCAGUUUCUGCAGAUCAGCAAAGGGUCAAAACUCUUUUGACAGAAACAAUCAUUUUACUAUGCAAGAAUGGCCUUCAUUUCAAAGAUGAGUUUACAGUUGAAGGCCUGAUUGGCAUAACAAUUGACAAGAAUGACGUUUUUUUAAUCAACAUCAAAGAGACAAUUGGUCUAAAUCAGCCCAACUUGAACAACAUAAGCAUUCGUUUGGACAACACACCCCACAUGAAAAGACCACUAAUGAAGAAAAGGCGUUUUCAUUCUACCUACAUCAUGCAAAAUGUCAGGCACACAAAUGACUCAGAGACCGCUAGUGACAUCGAAAAUCCGUUAAAAACAGCAGACGAUCUCAACAUAUCUGCAUCAUCAUCCUUGUCCUUGUCAUACAUCAACCACAGCAACCCUAAUGCCAGGCAACUUCACUUACAACAACAUCAACAGAAAUGUCUGAAUAACAACAACUGUAAUAAUAAUAAUAAUAAUAAUAAUAAUAACACCCAAGAUAUUAAUGAAAACCCAGUAGAUUUUUCUAUAUCUCUCAACUCGAGUAAAGAUACAUCCUUCGAUUCGUGCAAGUAUCAGGACACACUAAACAGCAAUAACAACUUCAAUGAUGUCAAUAACAUAGAAUCAAAAAACACAGGCAUGCAUACCCCAGAACUAAAUAAAAUUGAUCUAGACAAUUCUUAUCAGAACAGUCAACAACAGCAGAGUCAUCACUCUCAAUAUCAUCGGCACUACGACAACACACACAACAACAACAAUACAGAUACCAACAGCACACAAUCACAAUUUCAAAUUUACACGGAUAAAAAUGAUGACCACGAAUACAAAGUAACUCAUUACAACGACAGCGCUAACGCAAACACCGACGACAGCCGUGUAAACAUCAAUAGCAUCAACAACAUUAGCAAUCUAGAUCAUUCUAUGUCGCAGAAUGACGUCAUCAACCACCACAACGUCAACAGUAGCAACGAAGAUGACAUCAUUAAUGACAAAAUCAUCAACAAUCAUUUUGACAAUAACGUUUGCUCAAAGUCGAUUCAAAAUCACUCAACCCCACAUAUAUCAUCCGAUUGCGAGAUGGCCCAAGCAGUAGUUAUCAAAGAGGAACUAAAUGACAUUGAACUAAACUCACAACAUUACAACAACAACAACAUCAGCAACAACAUCAACAACAACAACAAUAUGCGCCAUAACAAUAGCAACAGUCUACAUAGUAAUGUUGUCAAUAGUUGUCAAUCAGGUUCCAUCUCAGGGCAGAAACCGCACAGGCGAGCCCGCCAUCCUAAAUCUCGUCGCUACUCCCUAAUUGACGGUUCCUCCUUGGACCCCCACAACUAUCAGCUGUUUCACGAUCAGGCUGAGCAGCAAGUUGAACUAUUGCCAGGAUCAGGUGUUUUCAUAACAAUGCGAGCCUACGCCUAUCUAACUAAAGAGACCUGGAACAGGGGGUCCAAGCUGGUUAGGAGGGUAGUUAGGGAGGUUUUUCCGGACGAACAUAUUCUCGCUCGGAGUAGCUGCUUAGGGAAAAGAUUAGGGGGGUGCCAUGUCGGGUUGGACCACCAUAAAGUUGAUACUAUUAAAGCAUUUGUUCAGCAAAGAAUGCCCCAAGUAUCACACACGGAGAUUGUUGCAGCCAUCAACGAGUGCUGCCGAGACAUCAGGGCCAAACUUAGGAAAAGUUUUCAUAGAAAGUAA
Messenger RNA from Helobdella robusta, 1701 nucleotides. RefSeq lists its product as hypothetical. The record is from RefSeq and is a predicted model, not a curated record. Gene Ontology annotation, molecular function: DNA binding. Lineage: Eukaryota; Metazoa; Annelida; Clitellata; Rhynchobdellida; Glossiphoniidae. Bases 1 to 1701 code for a protein of 566 amino acids. The transcript has 4 exons.